Molecule: messenger RNA, 1429 nt
Organism: Cucurbita maxima (winter squash)
Lineage: Eukaryota; Viridiplantae; Streptophyta; Magnoliopsida; Cucurbitales; Cucurbitaceae
Product: tetratricopeptide repeat domain-containing protein PYG7, chloroplastic
Exons: 4
Coding region: 545-1276 (243 amino acids)
Molecular function (GO): protein binding
Source: RefSeq, a predicted model, not a curated record
UCAUCAUUCUUUAUAAUCAAUGCAUUUUCAUUAAUUUGUGGAUGAUAUGUUUCGAGUGAUCGGUACGUUAUGACUGAAAGUUCAAAAUAUAGACAAGUUGAUUCACAAAUUUAUCAAUACCUCUGUAGACUAGAUUUGAUACAUAAAUUAAUAAUCUAUAUUCAUACAUACAGUGCAAGGUAUAUCAAACUAGAUUCAACACAUAACUCAUUAAACUAGGUGACUCAAUGAACCUCCAGCCCAUGAUGCAACAGUCAGUAUCCGCUGCCAUAGUCAUCGUUUCCAACUGUCAUGAGCAUUGCUGUUCUUGUCACCAUUAGCUGUCGUCGUGGGGUUUUCAUUUUGUUUUUUUCUCUCGUCUUUGGGUUUUACUUUCUUUGUUGUCUUGCCGUCACCUUCUUCCAUUGUUCUUGCAUUGUGUUUGCAGUUGCAGUUAGUCAGUGUCGUCAUCCUUGUCGCCAUCUGCUGUCGUUGUGUUUUUCGAUGUUUUUUGGGUUUUCCUCUCCCUUAUCUGUUUACUUCCCUUGUUGCCAGAUGUUCUUCUAUGCCAUCCUUCACUGUCUCCAAAUUCAUUUUUACUGAAGGCUGUCAACCAGAAAAAGGCCUACCAUUAUUUGUAUCUGCUUUCUCAUCAGGGCAACUUUUAUGGCUGAUUUCUGCUGAAUCAGUAUUUGCUAGGGAAGAAAUCAAAACGAAUGCAGUUUACGAGAUCGGGGAGUUAUUUGAAUUAGGAAUACAGUUAUCUUAUCUAUUAAUACUAUUAGGUCUUCUUGGGGUUGGAACCUUCUUCGUGAUACGUCAAGUUCUUGUUCGUAGAGAACUCGACCUUUCUGCUAAAGAACUGCAAGAACAAGUGAGAAGUGGUGAUGCCAGUGCUAUGGAGUAUUUUGAACUUGGUGCAGUGAUGCUGAGGAGGAAGUUUUAUCCCGCUGCCACGAAGUUUUUGCUUCAGGCAAUUGAUAAGUGGGACGGGGAUGAUCAAGAUCUUGCGCAGGUUUACAACGCGCUCGGGGUUAGUUAUGUGCGUGACGAUAAGCUGGACAAGGGAAUUACCCAGUUUGAAACUGCUGUAAAGCUUCAACCUGGGUAUGUUACAGCUUGGAACAAUCUUGGAGAUGCAUAUGAGAAAAAGAAAGAAUACACGUCUGCUCUGAAAGCUUUCGAAGAAGUUCUUCUAUUCGACCCGAACAACAAACUUGCUCGGCCAAGACGAGAUGCGUUGAAGGACCGUGUGGAGAUGUACAAAGGAGUUCCUGUGAAAUCUAAGAACAAAUGAUGAUCAUGUCCCUGGUUUUCUGCCGAUUUUGUUGAAAAUGAGAAUUUACAUUCAUUAAUGUAUUAGAUUAUAUUAGAGUUAUGAAUCCUACGUUGCUGUGUAUGGUAACUAAAAAAGUAUAUAUAAUUGAAUGAGUAGCUUUGUUUUCUAAAA